This is a messenger RNA of Drosophila albomicans, 1200 nucleotides long. RefSeq lists its product as uncharacterized. Bases 20 to 1075 code for a protein of 351 amino acids. NCBI's taxonomy places the organism in Eukaryota, Metazoa, Arthropoda, Insecta, Diptera, Drosophilidae. Gene Ontology annotation, molecular function: L-galactose dehydrogenase activity. Gene Ontology annotation, cellular component: cytosol. The record is from RefSeq and is a predicted model, not a curated record. The transcript has 2 exons.
UCUGUCAAGCUAGAGGCAAAUGUGCAGUUUAAUUGUAACUACAGCGAUGACAGGAACACUUCCAGCCACCUUCGUAAAAGGUUUUCAUAACGAGGAGCUCGUCCGACGAAUGGAAUACCGCACUUUAGGCAGCACAGGUUUAAAAGUCUCCACUCUGGCACUUGGAGGUGCCACUUUGAGCGUUCUUUUUGACAAAAAAUUUGAUCAGGAGGAGGGCAUCAAAACAGUGCACGAGGCAAUCAAGUCUGGCAUCAACUACAUUGAUACUGCACCCUUCUAUGGCCAGGGCGAGUCGGAGAGGUUGCUCGGUCUAGCUCUCAAGGAUGUUCCUCGGGAGGCUUACUACAUUGCUACAAAGGUGGCACGCUAUGAACUUGAUCCCGAUCGCAUGUUUAAUUUCACGGCCGAAAAAACCCGUGAAAGUGUAAAGAAGAGCUUGGAUCUGCUAGGAUUGGAUUAUGUAGAUGUGCUACAAGUGCAUGAUGUGGACGCUGCACCAAGUCUAGAUAUGGUGCUCAACGAGACUAUUCCCGUGCUAGAGGAGUAUGUAAAGGCCGGCAAGGCACGAUUCAUUGGUAUCACAGCAUAUGAUGUGGAUGCUCUUAAGGAAUGCGCUGAGCGUGCUAAGGGUCGUGUCCAAGUGGUGCUCUCCUAUGCCCGCUACACUCUUCUGGAUAACACUCUUCUGAGAAAUAUGAAGGCCUUCAAGGAGCUGCAUGUUGGAGUUAUAUGUGCAGCAGCCCAUGCAUUGGGUCUGCUCUCUAAUGCUGGUCCACAAGCUUGGCACCCCGGCAGCCAAGAGUUGCAAUCUGUAGGCAAACAAGCAGCCGAAGUAUGCAAACAACGUGGCGUGGAGCUGGGUAAAUUGGCCAUGUAUUACACCAUGCAGCUAGAGGAUGCUUCCACCUUCUUGAUCGGCAUACCCAAUCGUCAUCUGCUGCAGCUCAACCUGGAUGUGGUCUUCAACGGCUUGACAGCCACGGAACAGGAAGUGUUGCAGUAUCUGCGCGAAAAUGUAUUCAAGCAGUCCUAUAGCUGGGGAUCCACACUAUCAACUGUUGGAGACUUUAAAUAGACCCAAACCAAAGGAUAGACGCCUAUCAUGAAAUGGCAGCAUUUAAAGCAUUUAAUUACUUGUAUAUUAUCUGUAUAAUGAACAAUAUAACAAUACAUAUAAUAAAAUCAAAUUUUAUAAUUGUA